UCCCCCCUCGUCCUAAUCCCGCCACCGUCCCGCCUGGCCCUGAGAUUCGCUAGAUUGUCCCGAGUUUAUGCAAGCAGAAAAACAAAGUUGUUGAUUAAAUCUUAAGUGUCAAAAAGAAAACAGUUUCAACUGCUAUUCAUAUAGAAUGAUAUUUUAGCUCACAUUUAAACGUCGUUGCUUUGUUGUGGAGAGACUUAUUGAUCAAUAGCUAGUUAGAGAAGAAACUGGAAGGGAGGAGGAAGUCAGAUAUCAAGGACUUGGUCUUCAGUUAAAGGGACGUUUAGACAUGUGAUAGCUCAACUUCCAGUAGUGUGUGACUUGGGACACAAGAUCCAAUAUGUAUUCAUAGACUUUUUAACUUGCUUACCAUUACAAUGGGCAAACAGCUGGAGAGGUAGACUACCAUGUUCGUUCGAAAGGGCACGACGCUGAGAAAGAAGCAUCAGUCCAUACGAAGGCCGAGGCAGCAAUCUCUUCCUUGCCAGUUACACCAGCAAGAUGAGCAGGUGGCGGACACGUCUCCUGUCCGUCCUCAGCCAUCAAGUUCGUCCACGCACUCCAACGGAUCCAACACGUCUUCUACACUGACGCUGAAUGAUGAGAAAACGUUGGUGCACCACAGUACCACGUACCUGACCAACGAGACCCAGCAGCAUCUCAACUAUGGCUCCAUCUUGUUUCAGUUCCACGAAGCGCAUGUCGAGUCUGUCGACCUGUACGACUUCCUGCAGAGAGUGUGGGAGAUCUUUUGGCAGUCUAUGGUUUUAACUAUUUUUCUCUUGCUUCUACUUGGAGUGCCCAUAUCCAUGCUUGUUGUAGGAACAUCUUACUUGGAAGACUGCCCAGUAGAACCGAAAAUCCCAAUCUACCUCCUCGUUGGCGGAGCCUUCGGUUUUAUUUUUCUGUGCAUCGUACUAUGGCAGCAGAAGCGGGCUCGCGACUACAUGCUUCUGGACGAGAGCGAGGCUCAAAGUGACCUGGAGGACGACUUCGUCAUGACCCGCAGCUAUCGUUUCACGGAAUACAUCCUGUUCCUCUUUCUUCUGGUCUGGUUCUCCCUGGGCAACUACUGGCUCUUCUCUGUCUGGAGGCCUAACUACACGCAGCCUCUCCACGAGCCCAGAAACUGGUGCUCCCGGCAUCUCUAUCUGUUCACCUUCUAUCAGCUUCUCACCUGCUACUCACUCUUCGGCCUGGCAGUCAUUGGAUUUCUUGGAUCUCUGGCGGCUUAUGUCUGUGGACUUCGGAGGAAAUAGAUCAUUGACUUUCUCGGACGUCUAGUGACCAACACAUGUGGACUUUCUCGGACAUCUAGCGACCUACAUAUGUGGACUUUAAAGAAAAAUUGCUCAUCUCAAAAAUAACUUAUUAACAUAUGAUGGUGGUUUUUUUUUUUUGUUUUUUUUUUUACAUUCUCAAUUUUCAGAUCUUUGCAAUUCUCCUAGCGGUGAGCCUACCUCAUAACCUCAUUCAAAAAGUAAUCCAUGAAGCCUAUUUAGCGUUUUUACGAAAUUUUUUAAAGUGACUCCAUCACCUUUAAGGAGAAAGAUGUGUCUGGAUAGGGGAGUGCAUCGUUGGUAGACGUGCAUAGAUCUACAAGAAGAUUUUCUCAAGAAAUAGAAAUUAAUUUGAAGAAAACAAAAUACACGUUUUACUGUUAGGGUAGAAACUUUUUAAACCAGCCUCGUAUGUUUAUAUUUAUACACAUAGUCCAGUCAUUUCAAAUAUUUCUUUGGACGGAGAUUUUCGGAUUUUUUCAAUAUCAGUGAUAGGUUACUUGUAGGUCCAUUCAUAUAGACUCGUAUGUACCUAAAUAAUCAAAUUUCUUAGGAUGAUGUCUAAGGAUGAUGUCUAAGGAGGAUGUCUAAGGAGGAUGUCUAAGGAUGGUUCUUCAACUUUAAAUAUGCCUAAGUAUGCACAUUUCAACAGCUACUAAAACACACACACACAUACUAUGCCAGUGUUUCUAAAAAAAAUUUCAAUACCUGACAGCUUGAGUGCCUAUUUUUUUUUAUUUGGCUCUUUUUAUGAUGAUUACACAGUAGAUGCAGACAAUAAAUGCUCUAAAGGUCUACUAAGCCCCCCCCCCCCGACUUUUUUUUCCCCUUCCCUUUCCCCAAUGAUCCAGACAGUGAUAGGACAAUAGCGCAUUGAUAACGAUAAAAGCUAAACACAAACAAUUGGUACAAAUAUCACUAAUCGUACAUACUUAUUAUUGUUAAUCUAGGUUCUAUUACAAAUUUUGGUAAUUACAUGUCUGAUCCAAACUAAUUGAUACAAUUACACUAAAUAUAAGCUUUGGUUUAUUUUUUUUUUAAAGUAAAGCCCUUUUUUAUGUUUUUCUUUUUAAAGUUAUAUUUCACUUUGUCCACGUGACUCUCAAGACGUGUAUUGGACAAGGGACAGAAUAUAUUCAACUUGUAAAUUAUAAAUAUUUUUUCUCUAUUUUUUCUAAUGAAACCUAUAAGCUUAUAGCCUACACAUGAAAAUUAAUGCAUGUAUGAAUUUAUUAAAUUCAAUCAGUGCAUCAGUUGCGUGUGUGUGAGUGAAUCUUUCAAUAAGCUAAAUUCAUAUAGAUUUUUAUUAGAUAUUUAUUAGAUCUUUAUUAGAUCUAUCAUAAUUUUCUCUCUGAGAAUAUUAUCACUUUCAUUACUAUCGUUUUACAUAGAUUUUCAAAUAAGCCAUAGACACUGAGAUCUGUGUUUCUCAAACUUUUUCUAGUAACCCACCCUAGAUCAAUAAAAUAAGGUACAUCCACACCCAGAGCCGGCCUUAGGCCACUGCAACCUAUGCAGCCGCAGUGGGCCCCGCACUUUUAUAGGCCCCGCGCUAAUUCUAGGUGUAAAUUAUAAAAUUAAACCAUCAUAACUUGUAUAUAAUAACAGUGUUUCCUCGACCUCCUGAUUUCCAGCACCUCCUGGAAAUCUUCUGAAAUUGCAAAAUAAAGCCUAUGAAAAAGUCCUGGAAAUCUCCUAAAAUGUAUUAAAAUAUCCUGAAAACUCAUCAAAUCUCAUGAAAAAUAGACAAAAUUAGGGCAGUUUGAAAAACGCUCUUAAAUAUCUCGAGCCUAACUAACAAAGAGAACAAAUUAAACAUCAAUUCCAAGUAUGAGUGAAUAAUCUUGUUUACAAUCAUAAAGUUCUUUAUGGUUUACAAGUAGCCUGUUUGUUUGUGUGAUUAAAUCUGAGUUGUGUGAACAAAUUACUAGCACGUCAUACAUAAACAGUCGAAAACAAUGCAAAAGUCAUUUCACUAUAUUAGAGUUUGUCACAUCUCCUAUCAUUCUCACAAACCACUUGCCAAUUUCUCUCAAAAUACAGAUUUCAUAUUCUUUGUGGAACAAUCCACUUCAUAUGACAUGUCACUAACACGUAACAUAGAUCUCUAUUCCAAUGCCAUUUAAAAUGAUUUAUUUGACAUUGUCGCUAACCAACCCUUGACAUAUGUCAUUUGAUAAUUCAUUGAUAUCCGGUGACAAUGUUAUGUUAUAUGUUGAAGUAUCGCGUUGAAAGGUUAAAGUAUCGUGUUGAAGCGUUUGAAGUAUCGUGUUGAAGCAUUUAAAGUAUCGUGUUGAAGUAGUAUAUUUACGAUUAUAAUUUCAUGUCAAGUUAGAAAGUGUGUGGUGAGAGGGGCGGUCAUUACAAAAUUACGUCCAUGUUGACGCCCAUGUUGACGUCCAUGUUGACGAUCUUCUGUCAGACGAGACCUUGGACCAGGCCAGCAUGUUAUGCGUAUGGUAGGCUAUUUAAGCUUAACAAAUAUCUCGCAGGUCUGUAAAGAUCUACACCUUGAUGUAAUGACCUUGUUUUCUAUUUCCCGCUUCUAAUUGUAAGAAUCCAACUAAAUGACAAUCACUUUUGUUUUCCUGUUAUUGACAAUGUAGUUUUGUUAAUGUUAAAAUUCCCAUGUUUGUCUGUAUGCCUUAUGUCAUCUAAAUAUUGAUAUUACUCAACAGAAUAGAACCUUCAAAUGGCGAGGUUAAUUACAAACUUAGAUAAUAUUACUUUUGCAGGCGGUCUGUCUACUUUUAACCGAUAUAGGCCUACACAUGCUCCGAGCUCUCGUUGUGGAAUAAGGGAAGUAAUCCUAUAACUGCAGCACGGAGGAAAUCUGAGGUGCCGGUAUAUAUAUAUAUAUAUAUAUAUAUAUAUAUAUAUAUAUAUAUAUAUAUAAAGGGGGGGGGGGAAUUCUAUUCAAAAUUACCGUUUCAUGAUUGAUAUUCAUAGAGAUAAGGGGUUUAAGCUAUAAGAACCGUAAUCCCCUACUUAUACGUCAUUUUAAUAAAUUAAAGAAAGACAAAGUAGAUUGAAUCUUCUUUUCCACUUCCACUGUUGCUAAAUUUAGAAAUCUUCAUGGCUUUAUCUAGUUGCUUCCAGAACUAACCAAGAAAACUGGAAAAUGGUUGGACAUGAAACUUUUACAUUUUUUUUUAACUCCGGUCGUAAAAAAACAACAACAACAACAAAAAAAAGAUUUUUUUACAUCUUCCCCGCUCCAUCUUUUCUUCUUCCCAGGAUUCUUUGAAAUUUUUUUUCCUUUGUAAAUAGUCUUAUUAAAUAUCAAGUGUUAAUUGUCUAUUUGUUUUAUGUUUCCAUAUUUUAUUGUGCAUAUCAAAUGACACAUGACCUUUUAUUGACCCUGCUGACAUAUUUACACUCUUAAAGUAUUACCCCGCCUCCCAUUUCUUCACUGAUUCUUUGUUGUUUGUUUGACUGUUAUCUCUUCAUAGUGUGGUUAAGAAUAAAAAUCUACAUUCAUUACACUUAUGUUUUGUUUCACUGAUGCAUGUUUCGCUUUGUCUUUUAUGGAAACAUCGUAAUAGGACCAUAUAGAAAUGUAUAGACUGGCUAAUCAAACUCAUUUUAAUGUGCUAUCUUUAUCUGUAGUAAAGAAAACAAGGACACAACAAAACAAUGGCCUUUAAGGAUUUACUCAAAAGAAAACUUGGAUUAUUAGUUUUAAAAAAAUCUUAAUAGACCUACAAACACAAUUCCCAUAUACGCACAUAAAAAAGGAUAUAAAUAUUAAGUCUUUAUGAUCAUUCUAUUACAAAGCUUCUAUCAACUCACUCCAUCUGCCUGUCUGGUACAAAUUCUG
Molecule: messenger RNA, 5097 nt
Organism: Biomphalaria glabrata
Lineage: Eukaryota; Metazoa; Mollusca; Gastropoda; Planorbidae
Product: transmembrane protein 272-like
Exons: 5
Coding region: 405-1256 (283 amino acids)
Source: RefSeq, a predicted model, not a curated record